AUGGGUAUGACCGCUUGGUUCGAGGUCGAGUGGACCGACGCGCCGCUCGACAAAGCUAGAGCUGAUGCCAAACGCGCUGGAAAGCCAGUUCCUCCUCCUCACCGAGGUAGGAUCAACUUCAACCUCUACGACGAUGUAGUGCCCAAGACCGCCGAGAACUUCCGUGCCCUCUGCACCGGCGAGAAGGGCUUUGGUUACAAGGGCAGCUCCUUCCAUCGAAUCAUCCCUCAAUUCAUGUUGCAAGGUGGUGAUUUCACUCGUGGCAAUGGCACUGGCGGCAAGUCCAUCUACGGUGAGAAGUUCGCGGACGAGAACUUCAAGAGAGCUCACACGAAGCCGGGCAUCUUGUCUAUGGCCAAUGCUGGUCCCAACACUAACGGCUCUCAAUUCUUCAUCACCACCGUUGUCACUUCGUGGCUGGAUGGCAAGCACGUUGUCUUCGGUGAGGUUGCCGACGCAGCGAGCUUGGAGAUCGUCAAGAAGCUCGAGGGGACUGGUUCUGGGUCUGGUCAAGUUAAACAUGAGGUCAAGCCCACCAUUGUCGACUGCGGUGCCUCCUAG
Molecule: messenger RNA, 561 nt
Organism: Fonsecaea erecta
Lineage: Eukaryota; Fungi; Ascomycota; Eurotiomycetes; Chaetothyriales; Herpotrichiellaceae
Product: peptidyl-prolyl cis-trans isomerase
Exons: 4
Coding region: 1-561 (186 amino acids)
Biological process (GO): protein peptidyl-prolyl isomerization; protein folding
Molecular function (GO): peptidyl-prolyl cis-trans isomerase activity
Source: RefSeq, a predicted model, not a curated record